AUGGCCUCUGUAAUAACAUCCCUCAAGUUUGCCGUCCUCAUUGACGCCGACAAUGCCAGUGCUUCCAUGGCUGGCCCUAUACUCACAGAGAUCGCCAAAUACGGCACAACUUUUGCCAAACGCGCCUAUGGCGACUGGACUGGGACAGCAUUAACCCAAUGGAAAGAACGUCUUCUUGAACAUUGUAUCCAACCAAUGCAGCAGUUUGCCUAUACCAAAGGGAAGAACUCGACCGAUUCAGCCAUGAUCAUCGACGCUAUGGAUCUUUUGUAUUCCAACAAAUUCAACGGCUUUUGUAUUGUUUCCAGUGAUAGCGACUUUACACGACUGGCUUCUCGAAUACGAGAAUCUGGAUUGGUGGUUUUUGGAUGUGGUGAAAGGAAAACACCCAAGCCUUUUGUCACAGCUUGUGAUAAGUUUAUCUAUGUUGAGAAUUUGGUGUCAAUGACUGGGCCGGCCAAGUUUGAGAUUUCAGUAGCCGGUUCUGCUUCGUGUAUAGCAGGGCCUAUUAGCGUCGGUCCAUCGAUUGGUACAUCUCUAGGAGAUCCAGGAGUCAGCACAACAUCAACCAACCAAAGCGAAAGGAACACGGGUCGGAUUGAUACUUCGACUAAAACGAAACAACUGGAGACGUCUCAGAUAUCUGAACAUCCAAUACAUGGCAACUCAACAGCUGAACCACAGCUAAUUGAUGCCAUAGCGAUUGGGUGGUUGCGAGAAGCUGUAGAAGUGUCUUCAGACGAUGAUGGAUGGGCUCUCCUUGCAGAAGUUGGUGUACUUAUGGUUCAGUGGCAUUCUGACUUUGAUCCUCGCACAUAUGGAUGUAAAAAGCUAAGCAUGUUGUUGAGAUCUACAGGUCGUUUUUCAGUAGUACAACGACAUCUUCAAAAUAAGAAGUCGGAUGCAAUGUACGCCCGGUGGCUCAAUGGAUAA
This is a messenger RNA of Fusarium poae, 933 nucleotides long. RefSeq lists its product as uncharacterized. NCBI's taxonomy places the organism in Eukaryota, Fungi, Ascomycota, Sordariomycetes, Hypocreales, Nectriaceae. Gene Ontology annotation, molecular function: RNA nuclease activity. The transcript has a single exon. The record is from RefSeq and is a predicted model, not a curated record. The coding region runs from base 1 to 933 and encodes 310 amino acids.